GAGCAAUCAGAAUUAUUGUCAUUUUUGACUGAAGGAUUAAACUGCUUGCAAGUUUGAGUCAUCAUGUCUUCAACAAAUGAUUCUAGGAAAGUGAUUACUGAAUUUGUUGUUGCUGGAUUUGACAAUGUAGAAAGACCACUGACUGUUGGAGUGGUCAUGCUGGUAUUGUACACACUUGCUAUGAUUGCUAACACUGCAAACAUAUGCUUUAUUAUCGUGGAUAAACGUCUGCACCAACCAAUGUACAUUUUUAUCUGCCACUUAGCAAUUGUAGACAUGGUCUUCUGUACAAGUUCUUGUCCAACUAUGAUAGGUAUUCUUCUUGUUGGCUCUAAAACCAUAUUCUAUAAACCAUGCAUAGUACAGAUGUUUGUCUUCCAUUUAGGUUCAGUCAUGGAGAUGUUUGCUAUUGCUGUCAUAGCCUUUGAUCGUUUUUUUGCUAUAGGCAGUCCUUUACGGUAUCCUUCUGUUAUGACAAAUUUCCGAUGUGCUUUGAUGACUAUUUUACUCUGGUUGGUGGGAGCCUCAGUUUUGUCCAUUUUGCCUGCUUCUCUUGUACCUCUACCAGUUUGUUACUCUAUUCUGAAGUACAUGUUUUGUGACUAUGCAGCUAUUAUAAGGACAACAUGUGUAGAUCCAGAGCCAUAUUUUAAUAAUAUAUCUAUUAUAUUAACUUGCAUAAUGUGUGGAACAUUUGGUUUCAUCUGUUUGUCAUACAUAAAGAUAGUUAUUGUUGUUGUGAAAAUGUCCAUAAAAAGUGACAAGAAAAAGGCAAUACAUACUUGCCUUAGUCAUGUUAUAGUCAUAGUCUGCUUCUAUGCCCCCACUUUCAUACGAGUAGUCCUGACCAGGAUUGAGCAAUAAUUGUCCCAUCUUUAGUAAAUCCUUUUGUCUACUGUUUUAGAACUGAGGAGAUUAGAAAGAAAUUAUUUAAAAUAUUUUUUAAAAAUUUAACCAGCUGAAGGAAGAAAAAAUAAAUUUAAACACCUUGGAAACACAAAUUUUGAGUGUUUGCUUUUUCUUCUGCAUCAGAUAUAUCAGCUAUAUCUGACAUGAAUUCCACAAUGCCACAAGUCCAUUUUUACUUUUGUAUACAUUUACAAAUAAACAGCCCAUUUGGGCCAACCUUUGAAUAGUACAAUAAGAAAUAAGAAAACAAUUCUUCCAUCUGCAGAUGUACACAGGAUUGGUGGAAAAAAAAAUAUUAUUAUUUAGUUCUGGGAAAUCAGACUACAAUCGUAUAUUGUUAAACUGUGUUUAUAGUGUAUCUUAGCUUUUGGGGAGAAAUAGUUU
This is a messenger RNA of Pangasianodon hypophthalmus (striped catfish), 1293 nucleotides long. Its product is annotated as putative olfactory receptor 13C6. The transcript has a single exon. NCBI's taxonomy places the organism in Eukaryota, Metazoa, Chordata, Actinopteri, Siluriformes, Pangasiidae. Gene Ontology annotation, molecular function: olfactory receptor activity; G protein-coupled receptor activity. Gene Ontology annotation, biological process: G protein-coupled receptor signaling pathway. Gene Ontology annotation, cellular component: membrane. The record is from RefSeq and is a predicted model, not a curated record. Bases 64 to 864 code for a protein of 266 amino acids.